This is a messenger RNA of Misgurnus anguillicaudatus (oriental weatherfish), 943 nucleotides long. Its product is annotated as trypsin-1. Gene Ontology annotation, biological process: proteolysis. Lineage: Eukaryota; Metazoa; Chordata; Actinopteri; Cypriniformes; Cobitidae. The record is from RefSeq and is a predicted model, not a curated record. Gene Ontology annotation, molecular function: serine-type endopeptidase activity.
AUUGGUCAAUGGCAAACCUGUUGGGCAUGGACGUACAGGCCGAGGGUCUUUUUUGUCCUAUAAAUACUGUGAGUGUUAAGGGAGACCAUCAUCGAACAGGUUCAGUCAGCAGUCAUGAGGUCUUUGGUUUUCCUUGUGCUCCUUGGAGCAGCUUUUGCUCUGGAUGAUGACAAGAUCGUUGGUGGAUAUGAGUGCGAGGCCCAUUCCCAGCCCUGGCAGGUGUCUCUGAAUGCUGGCUACCACUUCUGUGGUGGCUCUCUGGUCACUAAGGAUUGGGUUGUGUCUGCUGCUCACUGCUACAAGUCACGCAUCGAGGUCCGUCUUGGUGAGCACCACAUUGGCAAAAACGAGAAUACUGAGCAGUUCAUCUACUCCGAACGUGUCAUCCGCCAUCCCCAGUAUAACUCAUGGAACAUUGAUAAUGACAUCAUGUUGAUCAAGCUUAGCUCAUCAGCUGAUCUCAAUUCAUACGUGCAGCCUGUGGCUCUGCCCUCAGCCUGCGCCGCCGCUGGCACCAAGUGUUUAGUCUCCGGCUGGGGAAACACCAUGAGCUCUACUGCUGAUUCCAACAAACUUCAGUGUGUGGAAGUCCCAGUCUUGUCUGACAGUGACUGUAACAACUCCUACCCCGGCAUGAUCACAAAAUCCAUGUUCUGUGCUGGAUACCUGGAGGGAGGAAAGGACUCUUGCCAGGGUGACUCUGGUGGACCUGUGGUGUGCAAUGGCCAGCUUCAUGGUGUUGUGUCCUGGGGUUAUGGAUGUGCUGAGAAGAAUCAUCCUGGUGUCUACACCAAGGUUUGCAUUUUCAAUGAGUGGCUUGAAGACACCAUGAACUCAUACUAAAGGGGAUCGAAAAACACACCUUUAAAGUCAGCCUCCAAUCCUGCAUUCCAUCAAUAAUUGUUUUAUUGGAGAUACAAUAAAAGCAUUUCCUCUAAAAGUA